This is a messenger RNA of Phycodurus eques (leafy seadragon), 2238 nucleotides long. RefSeq names its product leucine aminopeptidase 3 (gene lap3). Lineage: Eukaryota; Metazoa; Chordata; Actinopteri; Syngnathiformes; Syngnathidae. The coding region runs from base 102 to 1661 and encodes 519 amino acids. The record is from RefSeq and is a predicted model, not a curated record. Gene Ontology annotation, biological process: proteolysis. Gene Ontology annotation, cellular component: cytoplasm. Gene Ontology annotation, molecular function: metalloaminopeptidase activity; manganese ion binding. The transcript has 12 exons.
AAGCGCCUUCCUCAGUGCUGGUAUCUUUCCAGCUCGUGAGUGCGACCUUUAUAACUAGCGUACUAUUCUAACUUUGUACUUUGCUCACACAUGUUCACGAGAUGUCGAAUAUGUUCAUUAUGAGGAGAGCUGCCGUGCUUCCACUCUCGCGGACCAACUUCUGUCGGACAUUUUGUUCCUCGCAAAGUCUCCAAAUGGAAAGAAAAGGUUUGGUGCUGGGCGUGUUCGAGAAGAAAGAAGAGGAGGGCAUCUUUCGUUUGACGGAGGCAGCAGAAGGUUUUGACCGCAAAGUGUCCGGGAAACUCUCCGAACUACUGAAAAUUUCUGGAGUUCUCAAGAAGGGCAAAAGCAGAGUGUUCUAUGGAGUCCACAAGGAUUUUCCUUGCGUAGCUUUGGUCGCUCUGGAUGACGUCACGGCGGGCGUGUGCCGGGCGGAGAACUGGGACUCCACCAAGGAGAACAUCCGACAGGCUGUGUCAGCCGGCUGCAGGGUUCUUCAGGACCUGGAGGUCAACCACGUGGAGGUGGAUGGCUGCGGUGACCCUCAGGCGGCGGCAGAGGGCGCCUUACUGGGCCUAUUUCAGUACGACCAGCUGAAAUCCAAGAAAAAGCCCAAAGUCACUGUGCAGCCUCAUGCCAGUGCUGAAGUGACAGCGUGGGAGAGAGGAGUGCUGUAUGCCGAAGGCCAAAACUUGGCCCGCCUCCUCAUGGAAGCCCCAGCCAAUCACAUCACUCCCACCGCUUUUGCUGAGACCAUUGAAGAGAGGCUGGCGCAAUACGGUGACCGGGUCGUAGUCCAAAAGAGAUCCCAGGCGUGGAUCGAGGAGCAAGGGAUGGGGGCGUUUCUCAGCGUGUCCAAAGGCUCAGAGGAGCCCCCUGUCUUCCUGGAGCUGCACUACAAUGGUGCGCUCGACGGUGCCCAGGACCCGCUGCUUCUGGUCGGCAAGGGCGUCACCUUCGACAGCGGCGGCAUUUCUCUGAAGCCUUCCGCCUCCAUGGAUAUGAUGCGAGCCGACAUGGGCGGAGCCGCCACAGUGUGCGCCGCGGUCGUCACGGCGGCGUCCCUCAAGCUGCCCAUCAACAUCAUCGGCCUGGCUCCACUGUGUGAGAACAUGCCUAGCGGCAAGGCGACCAAACCGGGUGAUGUUGUUACGGCAAAGAACGGGAAAACCAUCCAGGUGGACAACACUGACGCAGAAGGCAGGCUUAUCCUCGCCGACGCGCUCUGUUACGCACACACCUUCAACCCCAGGGCUGUUGUCAACGUCGCUACGCUAACAGGCGCCAUGGACGUCGCGCUGGGCUCGGCGGCGACUGGAGUCUUCGCCAACUCUGAUUGGCUUUGGGAGCAGCUGCACAAGGCCAGUAUGGUGACAGGCGACAGAGUGUGGCGCAUGCCUCUGUUCCAGCACUACACCAGACAGGUGACGGACAGCCAGCUGGCCGACCUCAACAACAUCGGCAAGUACAGCCGGUCGGGCGGCGCGUGCACGGCGGCGGCGUUCCUCAGGGAAUUUGUCACCUCGCCACACUGGGCUCAUCUGGACAUCGCAGGAGUGAUGACCAACAAGGACGAAAUCCCGUACUUGAAGAAGGGCAUGUCGGGAAGGCCCACGCGCACCCUGGUGGAGUUUGCAGCCGCGUUGGCACACAAUAAAUAAGCAACUUUACAAAUACAGCGCUGCCUUGAUAUAAGAGUUCAAUUUGUCCUGUGACCACGCUUGUAACUCAAAUUACUUUUUCUCUCAAGUCAACUUUCCCCUUUGAAAUGAAUGGAAAUGACAAUCUGUUCCAGCCAGCCCCAAAAACAUACAUUUUUGCACCAUUUGUGUUCAAAUAUCAGGGUUUCCCAUUAUGUGUUAGCAUUAGCAUUCAGCUAGAGGCUAAGCUAUGUGAUUGCUUUAUAACCGCAACACGUAAUUCUAGUUUAGUUUGAUGGUAAACUCCCAAGUGGGAGUGGCAUUAAACAGCUUGACACCUCGAUUUUUUUGAUGAAUUGUUCACUAUUUGCAAAAACUGCUACUUAUUGUGAAGUGACUUGAGUUUACUGCCACCAUACAGCACCCUUAUCUCAAGUUUACGCUCUCAGGUCAAAGCAAAAACAAAAUCAUCCGAAUGAUGGCUUGUAUCUCAAAAGACGGAUCACUCGUAUCUCAAGGCAUCACUGUACUACAAUGACACUUUUGUACUACACCCAUGUAAAAACCAUAUUUAAAAAAAUAAACUCACGAAAAACUG